Molecule: messenger RNA, 282 nt
Organism: Colletotrichum abscissum
Lineage: Eukaryota; Fungi; Ascomycota; Sordariomycetes; Glomerellales; Glomerellaceae
Exons: 2
Source: RefSeq, a predicted model, not a curated record
CCGACUUCCGAGCUUGACAGCUAUGUCUUUGCCUUGGAGGCAAAGCUGCAAGUCUUUUCCGAGAGUCUACAUGUCAUUCGUCAUUUCCGCCACCUGGUCGAUCUGAUCGACUUGAUUCAACAGAACCGAAAUCAGCCUCGCGAAGAGAUCGGGCAGUAUGCUAGGAUUUUAUGCAAUAGAUGGUUUACAGAUCCAUUGGAACUUGAUGUGCCUGUAUUUACAAUUCCAUCGACUUCGCCGUUGAUGUCUGGCUAUUACGUCGCUACAACACAGCUGGCUUGA